CUCUGUCAGGAUCGGUCGCUUUUUUCGGGAAUUGCGCAAAACCUUCGUUUGGUUAACGUUUGGCCCAAACGGACACGUGCGUAUUCUUGGUUAGUUUUUUUUUGUUAGUGCAGCAGUUCGUUAAAAGUGUGAAAAGGUGAAAAGGAAAACUUUUCGGAAAAGUUCAAAUUUUGUCCGCCUUUUUUGCUCGUUGAAUUGAACAACGUACGGCCGUUUGCUGCCUGGCAGAUUCAGACGGAUCUCAUUCCUAUACAGUUUUAAUUAGAGGACCAUUAAGCACAGAACGCGCACGGAGACGGAAAUUUACUGUCGCGCCAAGUUGCUACUUAACGACGACGUGUGCCGAGAAGUGGAAAAUCUCGUUUUAAAAGUCCCUAAACAGUCGUAAAGUGCGGUGAUUGAACCGGUCAACCGGAAAAGUUUUGUGCGAAAAGGUUGUACAAACCAGCAGCCCCCUCCUUGUCAAAAAAAAGGAAAAAUCUUAAAUGUUACAACCGAAUUGGGGAUGAUUUUUUGUCGGUUGGAGUCACGUUCUUGAAAAAAAAAAGUGUUAUAAACAGAGAUUUUUAUCGCCCUUAUUUCGUCUGUUGGUUUUCGCUUCUGUUGUAGGGCUGUUGAGUGCAAAUUUAUUGCAAUUGUUGGAUGUCGUGAAGCGGUGGUGCUAGUAAAGCAUCAAUUAUUGCCGGCUGGAGUCCGGACGACACGAAUCACGUGGGAAGUCGGGAAUUGAGCAACAAUUCCGAAAAAAAAUCUCAAGGAUUCAAAAUGCUUCGUUUCGGGCUGUUGAAAUAUCGAAAGCUGAAUAACAGCGCCGUUUCGGGCGCGGAAUCGGAAAACGAAUCGACGGCUGGUGCCAAUGGGAAUCCUCAACAGCAUCGGAUGAUAGUGACAUCGACACCUGUGAGGCAGCAACACCCGGACCAGAUCCACAAUCAGCUCAACUCGGGAGGCGUGAUGAAAAAUACCAACAGCUCGCAGGCUGCAACGGAUUCCCCAACAAAGAACGACGACAGUGUCUCGAAGACUGCAAAGUCCCUGUCGGAUGAAAAUACACCCGCCCUAUCGACAGAUGCCAGCGAAGAGUCGAAGAAAAGUUCCACGCGUCUGUGUCAGCCUUCCACCACCACAAUCCUGAUGAUGACCCACCUCACGUCCUCUGCCAAUAAUUACAAAGCACUCGGUUCGGAUCAACCGCAGCCCACCCCCAAAAAGCGCACCACGCCAACGAGCGCCGCCCACAACUGCAAGACUCGCAUCUACAAGUGUAUCAAGCGGAUCCUGAAACGAAACAACUUUGCCAAAGACCAACACAAAGUUUACCCACAACAGCAAGAACCACAUCAACACCAGCAGGUGCAGGAUAAAUCAAAGGUUGACUAUCGGGAGAUUAAGAGCUUGCUCGAGAAGGAAAAAUGCUCCCUGGACUACGACGUGAACCUGGCCAAGUGUGUGGACAAGCCGGCCCUGAUUAAGAAAAUCGCACUGAAUUUACUGAAAUCAGCGGAAGAUGAGGGACGUUCUCUGGUGGUGGCGUCAGCAGCACCGGAGCACCUCUCGGAAACCACUUCGGUUCUCAGCGAUCUGGAACAGGAACGGGAAUACCAAAGGCUCUGCUGCGAACCUUGGUAUCAUGAGUAUUUGCCUCAUGAUUUUUCCCUGGACACCAUCCUGUGCCGAACGCCCGGAAACUUCCUGGUCCGCAAGAGCAACACUCACCCGGAUUGUUACGCCCUAUCCCUGCAAACGCCGAAUCCGAACAGCAAAAUCCAACACUAUCGGAUCAUCCGAACGGCAACCCAAGGAUUCCAAAUCAAGGGAUUCCACAAAGAGUUCUCCACCCUGAGAGCGCUCGUAGUCCAUCACUCGGUCAUGCCGGAAGCACUUCCGAUCGCCCUAGCAGUGCCGCGACCCACCAACAUCGCCGUGAAAACCAAAUGUGAAGACGACUAUGACACCGUCUUUGGCCUAUCGGAAUCGGCCCUGGCGUAGGGAGUACCCGAUUGCUCAAAACUGUACCCACUAAUUAGCCAACAUACACACACGUGAAGGACGGACGUCACACACAGUUAGUUAUUAACUAUUAUUCUCCUAUUAGGGAACUUGUACCAAAAACUAAAACUAGAAAGAAAGGAAAAACUAAAACGGAAAACCUUAUUGUUACCUAGUAAUUGCCUAAGCCUAUUAUUAAAAACUAAACACAAACUACACUCAUGUAUAGGGGAAAAUAUAAAUUAUUUAAAAGGAAUCUAUCAAAAC
This is a messenger RNA of Uranotaenia lowii, 2256 nucleotides long. RefSeq lists its product as uncharacterized. The record is from RefSeq and is a predicted model, not a curated record. The coding region runs from base 766 to 1989 and encodes 407 amino acids. NCBI's taxonomy places the organism in Eukaryota, Metazoa, Arthropoda, Insecta, Diptera, Culicidae. The transcript is spliced from 3 exons.